AUGUAUAUCUUUUUUUUUUCUCAAAGAUCUGUUGUAAUUGAUGAUUGCUGUCUAAUCUCUGAAUACUUAUUCAAAGAGCAUUUUUGUGGCCAGACAUUUGAUAUAAUUGUAGCUGAUAUCACAAUACUCGCAAAGCGCUCUGCAAAGGUUGAUUUUACACAGCCAUAUACUGAUACAGGGCUGGUUAUCAUGGUGCGUACUAAGAAAAACCAGUCAUAUUCUGGCUGGGCCUUUCUACAUCCUUUUACAAUAACCAUGUGGAUUACUGCAGCAGCAUUUGUUCUUCUCACUGCAUUUCUUGUUUGGUUAUUGGAACGAGAUGAGAACGACGCUUUCACAGGACAGCCUACCAAGCAAAUGGAAAUUUCCCUCUGGUUUUCAUUUUCAACAAUUGUAUUUGUUCAUAGAGAGAAGGUUAUGACAUCUCUUGGCAAAGUUAUUUUAAUAAUCUGGCUGUUUGUAGUGCUGGUCUUAAAUUCAAGCUACAUAGCUAGCCUCGCAUCCAUUCUCACUGUUCAGCAACUUUCCCCAACAAUACGAGACAUAGAGUCACUCAGAGCCAACAACGCCUCCAUUGGGCAUUUGAAUGGUUCAUUUGUCAGAGAUUAUCUGAUCAAUGAGCUAAAAAUUGACAAGAAAAGAUUGGUACCUCUUGUACAUCCAGAUGACUACCUCAAUUCACUAAGGAAUGAGCCAAUUGGGUCUGUAGUUGAUGAGACUCCAUACAUUAACAUGCUGAUGUCAAACCAAUGUGGUGAAUUUGAGAUUGUGAGUCGGCCAUUCUACAAAGGAGGAUUUGGGUUUUUAUUUGCCAAAGGGUUUCCAGUUGUUGGGGAAAUGACAUCUGCAGUGCUGAAAAUUAUUCAGAACAAAACAGAGCUAGACAAACUUCGCAGGCACUGGUUUGGGCGUUAUUCUUCUGAUCCAUGCAAUAAUGACAACGGCGGGAUAUCCGAAGAAGACACGGUAGAUGAUGGUGGGAAGUUGAGUCCACGCAGGUUUUGGGGUUUGUUCGUCAUCUCAUCAGCGUUAUAUUGUGUAAUCAUGUCCGCCCACGUCGGACAAAAGUAUUAUAAGAAAAGACUAGUUAGCACAAGAGUGGAGAAUGUUCCGUCCCCACCUCCCGAUAGCCCUUUGCCUGCAACUGAAUUCAUACCUGCAAAUUCAGAUCCAUCCCGUUCAUCUGGUCAGUUCCAUACAAAUAAUAACAAUACAACUUCAAAUGGUGUGCGUCAUCGAAGAUCUUUCUCAGCUUAAUGUUAUUGAACUUUGAAAUAAUGGCAUUGAGUUGCCAAUAGUGUUAGAUUUCUUCUUUUGAACUAUCCAAAAAAACGAUGCUCUGUAGUAAAUUGAUAUUUGUUAAUUAUGUAUAGGCCUAAGAGGU
Cryptomeria japonica (Japanese cedar) is the source of this 1384-nucleotide messenger RNA. Its product is annotated as glutamate receptor 3.6. The transcript has 4 exons. NCBI's taxonomy places the organism in Eukaryota, Viridiplantae, Streptophyta, Pinopsida, Cupressales, Cupressaceae. Gene Ontology annotation, cellular component: plasma membrane. Bases 1 to 1257 code for a protein of 418 amino acids. The record is from RefSeq and is a predicted model, not a curated record. Gene Ontology annotation, molecular function: signaling receptor activity; ligand-gated monoatomic ion channel activity.